AUGUUCAAGCUGUUUCUGUCGAAGCUUCCAAAGAGUGUCCCCGCGAAGGAGACGGGGGAGUUUCUUGCAACGCUUUUUCCUGAAGCCGUGCAUAUUCAACUGCUGCAGGGAUCACAAAGCGGGACACACAAGGGACACGCCUACGUCCACUUCGAUAAUGAGGCGGCGGUAACCGAUGCACUUCGACGAGUGGGCGAGGGGCCACCGCCGACGCUCCAUGAAGUGCCGAUUCACGUGAGACGUGCCAGUCGUGUUGAGGCCGGGGAGCAUGACAGUUUGUCCCCUCAGGCGUUGCCGCCGCAGCUCGCACACUACGCACACUCCAUGUGCGCAACGGUUUCUUCCUCAGCGGUGGACGCCCUUGAUGGGGUCGUGGCCCGCUGCGAGCUCGGCGACGGUGUCACGGCUGUAGCUUUCGGAACAGAAGCCCAAUUGACUGCUGCGCUGGAGUCGUGUCGGGAAAACGCGUCAAGGUGUUUGCCUCCUCUCUUGCCAGAGCUGUUAUCAUCACAGGUCACGAGAAAGCGCCGGCGCGGUGACGAGGACGGUGACGGCGGGAGUCAUCGUAGGGAGGGACGUAACGACUCCCACGACACCGGGGCCGGCGUGGGCGAAAGGCCACUGACAUUGGAGACUGCCGCGGAUGUUGUGGCCUUGUAUGAGCGGCGUGGGCUGGAGCCACUCACCCCAGCGGCGGCCCUGGCCCUGCUGCAGGAUUUCAUGGGAGGACGCGGUCGUAUCGCGCUGAAGGACCAAAAGGGUAACAUUGCGGUGAUGAUGCUGCCAGCCCACGCAACGGCUCUGGAGUGA
Molecule: messenger RNA, 810 nt
Organism: Trypanosoma conorhini
Lineage: Eukaryota; Euglenozoa; Kinetoplastea; Trypanosomatida; Trypanosomatidae
Exons: 1
Coding region: 1-810 (269 amino acids)
Molecular function (GO): RNA binding
Source: RefSeq, a predicted model, not a curated record